Molecule: messenger RNA, 951 nt
Organism: Phalaenopsis equestris
Lineage: Eukaryota; Viridiplantae; Streptophyta; Magnoliopsida; Asparagales; Orchidaceae
Exons: 3
Coding region: 138-824 (228 amino acids)
Molecular function (GO): protein binding
Source: RefSeq, a predicted model, not a curated record
AUGUAGAAUCGAAGGUGAGAAUGAUGUAGAAGCUCCGAAGUUCUGGAUACAUCGCCAGCCACGUAAGCUCACAACUUCUGCUAUCAUGGAAAGGGAAUCUGAAAGUUCCAGUGUGGCAACCACGGGCCGCGACUACCAUGAGCGCUUGCAUUGCAAUCUCAUAUCGGCUCCCUCAUCUCCCUCAUCUCCCUCGGAUUCCCCAUUGUCGACCAAUAGAAGUGAAGAAAACCCUAGCCGCUUCGAUCCCUCAUGAGGCCCGGAGCAAGAACAGCACUAGGAGAGGUCUUCUCUUCCUCUCGCUCCCCAUGUCUGCCCUCUUAUUCCUCCACAGUAACUCUGCCGCCGACCCUUCGUCAGGCUUCGAUCCCGUGACUGACGCCGAGAAGGAUGCUAGCUCUGCUUUAUCCCGCCGCAUUGGAGAAGCCGUUCGCCUGCUCGACCUUGCACGGGAGUUCCAGGCGAAGGGAGAAUUUUCCCGGGCCUUGGACUAUUUUACUCAGAUAAUUAAUGAUUACAAGGAUUUUGCAUUCACAGAAUAUGCAAGGGUUGGAAGGGCGUUGCUGUUGUAUGAGAUUGGUGACAGGCAGCAGGCUAUUACAGAGAUGGAAGAUGUUUCAAUAUCUCUGAAAGGCUAUCCUGAGAUCCAUGCAGCUCUUGCAGCUGCACUUUACACUGAUAGACAUGCACCAUUACUGGCCGAGAAUCAGUUCACCAUUGCCACCAUUCUUGAUCCUUGCUAUGCGGAUCUGUCUUACGUAAGAGAGAAGAAACACUGGCCGCCAAGUUUGGUCCGUUCCUUAAAAAACUUCAUCACGCUCUCUUAACAACUCAAAUCCACCUUUUGUACAUUAGAAAUACUUGUAUACAUAACAUCAUAUACUUUAGCAAGAUUUACAUACAUACCACUCAAUUCUUAUGUAUUUACAUGCCUAAAUUUUAACGUUUUCAUAC